UGGACGCGUUCGCCAUGUCGCCUCGUCUCCGCUGUCUGCUCUUCUACUUCCUGCUGCCGGGCCCGGUGGCGGCCCGCGUCCGUCACCCACUUCCUGUCCUGUGGAUGAGGCCCGCGGGUCACGGGGGCGGAGUCAACGAGACCGUCCAGCAGGCCCUGCGGGACCUGAAGAAGCAAGCCCCGCCUCUGGGAAACUACGAGCUUCAACUCCACGCCGUGGACUCCAAGUGUGACACGUCGGCCGCCCUCAAAGCUUUGUUUGAUGCCAUGUGGGCGGGGCCUGAGUAUCGCUUGCUGUUUGGAGGGGCGUGUCCUUCUGUCACGCCGCUAUUGGCUCGUGCUCUGCCGGCGCUCAGGAUGGUGCAGGUAACUUUUUCAGCACCCGGAAGGAAGUGGUACAGGAACACGUUCAGCACGGCGCCCUCUCGCCGGGCGGUCAAUCAGGCCGCCGUCAAGCUGCUGCAGCGCUACAGGUGGACGCGUGUCGGCAUCAUCGCGCAGGAAGGGUCCUCGGAGAUGGCGGAGGAUCUGAGCAGACACCUGAUGAAGGCCCGCCUUGAGCUGGUUUCCAUGGCGACGCUCCACCACAAUGACUGCACCGGCUUGAUGGACAUAAUGGAACGCGACGUGCGCGUCUUCAUCGUCCUCGCGCCUUCUGAUGAAGAUUCUGUCUCUCAGGUUUUCUGCUGUGCCUCCAGACUGAAGCUGUCAACUUCAGGACAUCAGUGGGUUGUGGCAGGAGGAGGAGACCCAGGAUGGAGGUCCAGGUCGCGGGUGUCAGUCUGCACGUGGAAUGAGGUGAUGGCGGUGGCAGACGGCGCCAUCUGGCUGCAGACAACACGUGUUGUCGCCACGCCAAGACUUCCUGGAAGGGUGCGCCAUGAGUCUUUUUUUGCCGGCGUGUGUUCCCGUGUGACGGUGACAUGUCCGCAGACACCCCAAGAGGCUCUCCACCUCCAGCAGAGUGCAAAGGUCAACCCACUCCACGCCUUCGCCUAUGACGCCGUGUGGGUGGCGGCCAUCGCUCUGAGCGAGGCGACGGAAGCGGUGAAGCGGCGAGAGAAAUACGCCGGCGUCGGUGAGGAGGAAGUGGCGAGGGCGCUGCACGACGCCGUCAAGCGUACACACUUCGAUGGCGUGACGGUCAGUGCACCAUUCACUUCCUGUCUGCGAGGAGGCGGAGUCACCGUGGUGACAUCGCGUGUUUCUCAGGGUUCGGUUUCCUUCCAAGAUGGCGACCGAGUGACGGCCAUCACAGUGCUUCAGUCUCAAGGCGAAGACCUGGUGAUGGUGGGAGAGUUCCUCAGCGACACGCGACACCUGCGACUGGCUGAGCAUCUCGUAAAGUUCAAAGACCCGACUCCGAUGCAUGAGGAGCGACGUCACGCCAACGUCCUCCUCCCCAGAAUGGUGGCAGCGGUCGCCGCGGUAACCGCCGCCCUUUCUUUGACCGCCCUGUGCAUCACCACCAUCAAGCGCCACGCAUCCGCUACCCACGAUGCACUGCUGCUGCUGGCCGUCCUUCUCUCCACCUCCUCCGUCAUGGCCGCCUGCCCUGAUGACAACUCGCUACCCCAAUCGACGCUCAACCUUCUCUGCUCGGUCCGUUUAUGGCUUUUGUCGUUGGGUCAAACUCUGGGCUUCUCUGCAGUCUUCACCCGAACAUGGCGCCAUUUCUCGCCAGGAGGUGUUGUGCCACCGCCGUGCUACGUGGCGUCCAUCUUGGCUCUGCUGGACGUGUUUGUUUUGACCACCUGGCAAAUGGUGGACCCUCUCAGGCGGGUGGUGAUGCGGCACAGGCCGCAGGUGAGACCAGUUCUAAUAGACAACUCUGAGGAGCGAGGUCAACCUUUGUGGGCUAUUCAGGGUGACUCCGCCCCCUUGGACGUCGUCUCGUGGUUGCCCUCUGAUGGCUGCAGCAGCAACAACAUGGAGGAGUGGACCGCCUUCAUCUACGCUUACAAAGCAGCGCUGCUGGGUGUGGGAUGUUUCGUGGCGUGGAACAUCAGGAGGCGCAGCACGGUCUUGGCGUUCAGUAUGUCGGCGGUGGCGGCGGUCAGCGUGGCGGGGGCGUGCGCUUGGCCGCUGCUCGCCCACAAUCCUUCACUUCACUUCUGCGUGACCAGCGCUCUGGUCCUCGCCUGCGACCUCCUGGUCCUCGCCGCCAUGUUCGAGGUCCGCAUCGGCCAGCUGCACGGCGGAGGGGGCGGGGCCCCAGAGGGAGGAGCUACAAGGGGCGAGGCCGCAGAAGCGCUCAACCGACGGCUGAAACAGGAAAGGGCUGAGCUGGACGCUCGCAUUGACACACUCUGCCACGCUUUGGAGGCGCAGCUUGCUCAGAGCGCCACAGGAAGCUGUUCGCCACUUAAAUCCUGCGUGCGUGAUGACAGCGGUCCGGCGGCGGAGGCCGGGUCAGAGGUCAGAGAGAAUCCAACCGACGUCAACGCUCCUGACCUCGUGCGGCGCCGUCUGUCCGUCCAGCUGCCCAUCCUCCAUCACUCCUACCUGGCUGUCAUUGGCGGCGUCAGCGCCAGUAGCUCCGCCCACUUUGGAAGCAGGGAAAUGUUCAACGCCACUUCCGUGAAGCCGCAGCUCUGACGACAUCUUUGUCUGACUUGUUUCUUCUGAUUUCAAGACGGAUUAUUCAUCAACAUGUAAUAAAAAAAACUCCUCCACUAGAGGGCGCUUUGAAUGGUUGCUAUGGUGGAAGUGAACCUAAG
Messenger RNA from Nerophis lumbriciformis (worm pipefish), 2719 nucleotides. Its product is annotated as gamma-aminobutyric acid type B receptor subunit 2-like. Gene Ontology annotation, molecular function: G protein-coupled GABA receptor activity. NCBI's taxonomy places the organism in Eukaryota, Metazoa, Chordata, Actinopteri, Syngnathiformes, Syngnathidae. The record is from RefSeq and is a predicted model, not a curated record. Gene Ontology annotation, cellular component: G protein-coupled receptor heterodimeric complex; membrane. Gene Ontology annotation, biological process: G protein-coupled receptor signaling pathway; gamma-aminobutyric acid signaling pathway.